AUGGAUUCUAGUCCUCGAUCUAAUUUCGACAGCUUUAUGGAGCUCACGCAAAAUCCCUCUCAUCGCCCGUCAUCCAUCCAUGAGGUCUACCGACCCAUGCCUAGCCCAAACCUCCUCCAUGGAGAAGCCAAAACCUCCGCAAUCCAAGGCGAGGAUAUGAUCUCUCGCCACAGAACUGCAUCGACUUUUGACACAGAGAGUCAAUCCCCUGCUCAUGCUUCCCCUUCCGACCCCCUAGACCUCACCCGGCGUCUGAAAUCUAGAACUGAACUGGGCCGCAUCACCGCAAACACCGCUCGCAAACGUAACGCCAUCUGCAGCCCUCUCAUCAUCGCGGGACAAUCACCGCAGUCCAAAAUUACCAAUUUCUACGAAUCUCAAAAUGAACAGAUCAAGAGACUGUUGAAACCGGUGGACGAACAUGUCAGGGAAGCAAGAGACGCGCAAAGCUCCACCCAAUUGCGGUACCAGAUUGCCGUCUACGGCAGCUUCGUGGCCAAUAUUAUCCUCGCAGCUCUUCAACUCUACGGCGCGAUCGCAUCAGGCUCUCUCUCCCUGUUCACGACCAUGGUAGACGCCAUCUUCGACCCUAUGUCCAACAUCACACUGAUCCUCACGAACAAGGCGGUCAGAAAAGUGGACGCUCGUAAAUUCCCUGCUGGGAGGGCCCGUAUCGAAACGGCCGGUAACAUCGUUUUCUGCUUCCUCAUGACAUCGGUGAGCGUCGUCCUCAUUGCAUUUUCGGUACAGGAACUUGCCCGCGGCCACCAAAGUGAAACCAAAGAUUUUCACCUCCCCUCAGUUAUCGCCGUGACUGUGGCUUUCUGCACGAAACUUGGAUUGUUCUUGUACUGCUGGGCCCUGCGAAAUGAGUACUCUCAAGUUCGCAUUCUAUGGGAAGAUCACCGUAACGACCUGUUCAUUAACGGCUUUGGAGUCCUCACUUCCGUCGGCGGCAGUAAAUUGCGCUGGUGGAUCGACCCUUCGGGAGCCAUUACCCUCUCCGUCCUUAUCUCCCUCCUGUGGCUGCAUACCGCGUACUCAGAGUUCCAACUCUUGAUUGGUAUCACAGCCGACACCGAGAUGCAGCAGCUCAUCACGUACGUGAGCAUGACGCACAGCGAACACAUCAAGCAGAUUGACACCGUGCGGGCAUGGCAUUCCGGUCCCCGCCUCGUAGUGGAGGUCGAUGUGGUCAUGGAGCCCGAAGAGAGUUUACGCGUCUGUCACGACAUCGCGGAGGAGUUGCAGAUGAAACUCGAAAGCUUGCCGGAUGUGGAGAGAGCCUAUGUCCACAUCGAUUACGAAACGCUACACAAACCAGAGCAUUUCCUGAAGAAGGAAUUAUAA
Molecule: messenger RNA, 1350 nt
Organism: Rhinocladiella mackenziei CBS 650.93
Lineage: Eukaryota; Fungi; Ascomycota; Eurotiomycetes; Chaetothyriales; Herpotrichiellaceae
Exons: 1
Coding region: 1-1350 (449 amino acids)
Biological process (GO): transmembrane transport; monoatomic cation transport
Cellular component (GO): membrane
Molecular function (GO): monoatomic cation transmembrane transporter activity
Source: RefSeq, a predicted model, not a curated record